CCUGCGCUAUCUCCGGACAUAAACAUGGCAGUCUCAGUUGGUGUUCCAUCCAUCUCCCAGCUGUCAGCGGGACAUGCGACUGUCUAUGAGAAUUUCUUCAGACAGGCAGAUGUGUCUAACACUGGUCAAAUUGGAGCAUCAGAUGCUGCAGCCUUCCUUAAAAAGUCUGGUUUAAAAGAGGGAAUUCUUCACAAGAUUUGGGAGCUAUCUGAUCCACAAGGAACUGGAUUUCUUGAUAAACAUAGAUUUUUCUUGGCACUGAGAUUGAUUGCCCUAGCACAGAAUGGUAAAGAUGUCUCACUGUCAAAUCUGAUGUUGCUAGUUCCAGCACCAAAAGUAGGUGAUGUGAUGCUUCCAGCUGUACCCCCUCCACAGGAAAGUACACUAUGGGCUGUAAAACCAGCAGAAAAAGCUAAAUAUGACAACAUUUUUGAAGGGCUACAACCAGUCAAUGGUCUUCUUCCAGGAGAAAAAGUGAGACCUGUUCUUUUAAACUCAAAGCUUCCUAUUGAUGUGCUUGGUCGUGUGUGGGAGCUUGCUGAUAUUGAUAAAGAUGGAAUGUUAGACAAUGAUGAAUUUGCAGUGGCAAUGCAUCUUGUGUACCGUGCAUUAGAAGGAGAUCCAGUCCCCCUAACGCUUCACGGCAAGCUUAUACCUCCUUCAAAAAGGAAAUUAAAACUGUCUUCAUCAGCUCCUUCCUCACCAUCUCCAAAGGGACUUACUCCACCAUCAGUCAGCAGUUCUGUUCUCUCCACAGUCACGACUACUCAGGAAAGCCCAUGGGUUGUUACAAGUGCUGACAAGUUGCGUUAUGAUGCCAUGUUCAAACAAGCCGAUAAGGAUGCUGAUGGACUUGUCUCUGGAGAAGAAGUGAAGAGUAUCUUUAUGGCAUCUGGGUUGCCGCAACAAGUUCUUGCUCACAUAUGGGGACUGUGUGACACAACAGGCCAAGGACGCCUAAACUCUGAGCAGUUUGCCCUUGCCAUGUAUCUUAUACAUCAGAAGGUUAUGGGUGUAGAUCCACCACAAGCCUUGCAGCCAGAGAUGGUUCCACCCUCCAUGAGGAGUGGAAGUGCUGCCAGCCCUGCUGGGGGAGAGGAAAGAGAGGGGGGAGGUGCUGGAUCUGUCAUUUCAACACUGAGUGAUUUUUCGGCCAUCAAAGAGCUGGACAAAAUAACCAAAGAAAUUGAAGACCUUGGGAGAGAAAAAGCCAGUUUGCAGCAUGAGAUCGAAGAGAAAGAAGAAAUGAUCAGACAAAGAAAUGGAGAAAUACAGAAUCUACAGAGUGAACUUGAAAAAACUAAACUGAAAUAUCAAGAAUUAGAGAGACAAAAAGCAGAUUCACAAGGCAAACUUGAUGACUUAGACAAAGAGAAAGCCAAAUUGGAAGAAAUGUUGAAAGAUGCAAAGCAGAAAUGCGAGGAAGAAACAAAAACGAUAAACAGUUUGCAAGCGCAAAUCGCAUCUUCGAGAAAAUCAGCCCUGCAACAAGAAGAAGAACUUAGCGACGCGAGAGAUGAAUUGAACAGAAUUAGAGAAGACGAAACCAAGCUAGAACGAGAGAUCGAGUCCAGUAAAGAACACUUAGAGACAGUCCAGAAACAAAUCAAAGCUGUUCAAACAGAAAUUUCGCAGGUCAGAUCAAAGGUUUCAACACUUGAAGAAACAAAUAAUAGCCUAAACGCCAAUAUCGCACAUUACAAUUCGUUGAUGAACUCCAAUAGUUUGUCCAGUGGUCCAGCGUCCAUUCCGGAUUUUGCACCUCUGACAGAUGCGUUUGACAUGACGCCGACUCCUUCAGAAGCCGAUGCCAUGAGUGUCAGAGCAACGGCCGGUAGCAGUCCCGUGAGCAGCAUAAGUGGCUUUAGUGUUGGAUCUGGUCGAGUAGAUGAAGCUGUAGAUGAUUUUAAGGAUACAGAUCCCUUCAAGAGCAAAGAAAAUUUAUUUAGUUCUUCGGAAACGGAAUCUAACGAUCCUUUCCACGUAGACGAUCCUUUUAAAACAGACCCAUUUCAUUACAAGAGCGUCUCGUUCGCGGACCCUUUCCCAGGCGAUCCGUUUGAGAACACUGAGGCGCGUCAUGACUGGCAUUCACGUUCUUCCCAGGGCGAAGAUUUGUUCAAAGGUGAUCCUUUCAAAAGUGACCUUCCAGCCAGUGCAGGAGCUAAUGGUUCUGGAGCAGGAAUAAGCAAUGGUUUAUCGUCUUCACCAGCAAAAUCAGAUCCUUUUGCUAUGGAUCCCUUCCAGAGCACAUUUCCAAGCAGCAAAAGUCCGGCAGAUAACUUUUUCAGCUCGGAUCCGUUUAAACCAUCUGGGAGUGGUUCAGAUACUAAGAAAAGCACGAAUAACUCACAGGAUAAAGAUUCUCUCUCGUCUGUCAAAGAUCCUUUCAGCAAUCCCUUUGGUCCUGAUCCAUUUGGUUCCUGAUGAAACUCGACCUUUCCCGAUUAAACAUGCCGAAUUGUCUGAAUGUCUUCAAAAGUGUCGGCAAGAACAAGAUUAUGGCUCUUGUAGUCUGCGGCCUCAAAAACUUUGUUCAAAGUUAACGAAAACUAAGCAACGACUGUAUUGAGAGUCGAUGGGAAAAAUAGCAGUUUCGGUCAAAAUUUUAUUUUGGAGAAUUAGCUGAGCCCGCGAUCAUCUGAGCAAGUUUUGUUAAGUGACUUUUCGAUCAAUUUAGAUAUCUGGUACGUUACUAACGUAACAGCGUUCGGCGUGCUGAUGAGCCUUUACUGAUAAGUAAGAACACUUGAUUUCAAAAUGAAAUAGAUGCGUGAAAAAUUGUGAUGUUUUCGAGAGGGGUUCGUCUUCGCAGAUUAAAGUGUCCGUUUGUGCGGUCUUUACUACGGGUUCAAUUACGGUUGCUGGGGCGAAUCAAAUGACCGAAAACAGUGAUGGCGGGCUCAGACAAUACUAUUGGUAAGGAAAGAAAGCAGAAUAUGAAGCUCAUAAAGUUCGCUCGCUAUCCUUUCACAUAAACCUAUGCAAAGCACAUUUUGAGUGACUGUUGUAAAAACAAUAACUGAGUAUUUACAACAGCCAGUCAGAACAAAGGUAGUUAUUCCAAGCAGUGAGCGAGAGUACAAAGUACAAAUGGCACACUACUUGUAAGACCAGAAAAAGCAGAUGACUAAGUCGCGUUUUGUUUGAAUUGGGCAUCACAUUUCCUGAAAGGAUGACUCGAGUUUCUCGUACCAAUUACAGAACGAAGUCAGAGCGAGGUGUGAACCAUAACCGUUGAAAUGCCGGCUUUCUUUCGAAAAUUGCUCUGGAUUGGCCGACCCUGCUUACCUUUAUGUAAAGGAAUAGAGUUUGCUAUGAGUUCCUUUUGUGAACAAAGUAUGUUUUCAUUUCGUAUUCAAGGAGUUUCCCCUUCACUCUCAGAAAAGAUUAACAUAUAACCUCUUCCUAUAAUAUCUAUACAUUACCCAUCAAAGGUAAUAUGAAUACUCGAAGUUAUCAGGUAGAAGUUGUUAUCUUGAUUUAACACCAAAUUCUUGUAACUAAUUGAAAGGAACUGUUAAGCAGUUAAAGAAGAGAAUUAACAAUUAGAACUUGAGAGUUCAUGGAUUGAGGUUGCAUCGCGUUACUAUUUUUGGAUUUUUUUAGCUGACUCAACUUCUUUGUCAAGUGAUUGGUCCAAGGACGAGUUGUUGACAAAAGCUCAUUUGAUAUGUCGGAACGUAUAAUGUAUUUAAUCACUGAAUUAUUUUAUUUUUAAACCACAGCAAUAAACACAUGCUAAGAACUAGGAAUUUUAUUGAACACACCACAGAUGCAACUGAUUCUUGCCUUGAAGUCUUAACAUUGCUUGACGUCACUGCUGACCUCAGUGAAUGAAGUAAAAUGUGAGAUAAACUUGAA
Molecule: messenger RNA, 3864 nt
Organism: Pocillopora verrucosa
Lineage: Eukaryota; Metazoa; Cnidaria; Anthozoa; Scleractinia; Pocilloporidae
Product: epidermal growth factor receptor substrate 15-like 1
Biological process (GO): endosomal transport; endocytosis
Cellular component (GO): cytoplasm; plasma membrane; clathrin coat of coated pit
Molecular function (GO): cadherin binding; calcium ion binding
Source: RefSeq, a predicted model, not a curated record